CAUCCCUCUGGUUGGCCGGAGAUCUCGUUGGGCUCCGCCUGGGCGGCCAUCAAUUUUCCGCCGCCUGCCAUGCGCCGCGUGGAGAAGUCGUUCCUGGCCCAGAACACAACCGUGCGACCCCAGUGCCUGCCGGAUGCGCGGCAGCAGUGCAUGUGGUGGAGUCUUCAGUUGCUGAGGGCGGUGGCCCCUUGGCGCUUCAUUUGGGCCUCGGCAGAUCUGGCAAACCUGCGACGCUACUGCCCCUCCAAGGAGGUGCUGCCUUUGCCCACCUGCAUCAUCCCGGAUCUCACGAUUGUGAGCCCAUGGCUGGUUCCAGCAACGCACCUGCUGUUGGCAGUGCUGGACUUACUGAUGCUGCCUUUGGUGCUUUACGAGUGGCUGAUGAAGGCAGCCACAGUUCCCCAGUACGGGAGCCCGUUGAGGGACUCCCAAGACAUGAGCUGGCACUUUGUGCGGCCGCUGCUGACGUCGCAGCGGAAAGUGCCAGAAGCACCGCCGCGAGGGCUACGUGCUGCUGCUCAGUUGCUGGUGCAGACUCUUCUGGACGGCCUCCUCGGCUCUUGCAGAAGCACCGCUCUUGUCACCAUCUGCUUUCUCUACUGUGGCUUGCUUUGCUUAGGCUACACCUGCAUGUACUUGCUGGGCGCGUGGCGCCUGGCCGUAGCAAUCGGGGGGCUGCUGGGCUACCGUCGCGCGCUGCUCGUGCACUUGUUGGUGUGCUUCUUGAAGAACCCGACCUGCCAGGUGCUGGCAGUGAAGUGCGACUCCAAGCUGCGAAGCUUUUGGCGACGGCCGGCUUCGGACAACUCGACGAUCAGAGCCUUCCACGGCACUGGGCAGGAGGCGGCGGACCGGAUUGUGCAGAGCGGGUUCCGCGCGUCCACAACAGGUAUGCUUGGAAGGGGCGUCUACGUCUCCCGAGAUCUGAACAAAGUGCUGGGCUACGGCGGCCAUGACGGCGUCGUCCUUGAGCUGCGUGUGUCCGUGGGCAAGGUGUGCCUGGUAGACCACCAGCUGCAUUCGAAGCAGCACGCCUGGCGAGUUGAGGCGGACACCGCCUGGGUGCCUUACCGCUGUGGCAUGGUGCCCUCUGGUCUGGAGGAGGCUUGCGUGGCCAAUCCCGGCUCUAUCACAGUGGUGCGCACGUGGCCGAAGUCCAGUUUGUUGCAGCUGCUGCUGUAUGACUGGGCUUGCCGUCUGCUGGACUUUCUCUCCCUAGCCUGGUGCUGGGCGGUUGUUGUGCAGGCAGUGCAGCCGCUUUGGGAGAAGGAGCAAAAGCCAUCCGCUUUGCCGCCUCUGCUGCCACUGCGGAUGGCUGACAUAGAGAUGGCCGCGCCGCCCAACAAAUGGACAAGGGAUUGGUGCCACGCAACUGUGCCGCCAGCUCUUGCCCACAGCGUCAAGGUGAAGUGAGAGGAACAGCUGUGCAGAUGGGCUGCCCAAAAGCCGAGAAUUUUAGGACUUGGGCCCGCGAAAGCCUAAAGGAACCAAUUAUUUUGGGAGACAUGUUUUAAAGCGCGCGUGUGCCCCGUCCUGCCAUCCGCAGGAUCGGCCAGGGGUGCGGAGGUGUCCUGCUGUGAGCCGGAGGCAUGUCAUGCAUCCGACCUGAAAUGACUCCUCCUUUGUGGCCUCCCGGAAUUUCAUGCUCAGCCGAUGACAUUCGAGAAGAUUGGUGUGGGAACUGGAUGCCCCAAGGGACCAAUUUUUGGCCAGGCCGCAUAUGGCAUGUAGUUUGCGCAGUUGGCUGCGCGUAGUCCAUGUGCGCGCCUUUGUGCGGUAUGUGCACAAUUGUAGCAUCGCCGGCGUUUGGAUGUACAGAUGAUAGAUGCCCGGAUGCAAAAA
Messenger RNA from Effrenium voratum, 1842 nucleotides. Lineage: Eukaryota; Dinophyceae; Suessiales; Symbiodiniaceae. The record is from the annotation of a GenBank genome assembly.